AUGUCUGUUCAAAGCACACCUAAACUAGAGCGCUACCGGGUGGAAGAUUUAUCUAUAGAGGAACUACGGAGAGAGUAUGUAACUCUCAAAUCAAUACAAUUAUCUCAACACACUGAAGAGGAAUUGCUCAAUAGAAGAAUAGAAAUGCUGCGUGAGGAAUCGGUUCGGCUUCAACAAAGUACUGAAAUUGAAGAGGAACAUGUAGCGAAUCAGCUUCUCAGACGCCUAAAUAAUGCCGAGCGCGAUGUUAGAAAAUAUGAGCAGCUUAUCCACGAGGAAGAAGAAGCGAUGGUGGAGCUGACAAAAGAGAUUUCCGUGAUUCAUCGUCAACAAAGAGAGGUCGAGAGCGAAUUAGAGAAACGCCAGGAGGAACACAUCGUGCUUCAGGGAAAGUUGCUAAAUACCGAGUUGAAAAAAAGUGAGCUAGGGCGCGAGCUGCUCGAUGAAUGGCAGAGUUAUUUGGGCGUAUUGGUCAACCAGCUCGCCGUUUGGCGUGAUAAGGAAAGUAAGGAGAAUAAGGAGCGGGAGGGCCGUGGCCUUGAGCCUACCACGCCGCUCAUUCCGGAGGACGAGCCCACCUCCCCUGCCCACCCCGCCGUGGUCCGUUUAGAGUGGCAGCUGAAUCGGCUGCUCGAGGCCCAUGCGAAGGCGUUGGAGGGUACGGAGGAGCGGCGCCGGCAGUGCGCGGCGCUAUCGGAGCGCUUGAAGGGAAUCCAGGACGCGGCCUUCCUCGACAUCGCCCAGGCCACGAAGUACCGCGAGAGCCUGCGGGACGCACAGGUGAAGCUGCUGGGCUUCAACCCUCGAGAAGGCUUUUGUUGA
Messenger RNA from Phytomonas sp. Hart1, 822 nucleotides. NCBI's taxonomy places the organism in Eukaryota, Euglenozoa, Kinetoplastea, Trypanosomatida, Trypanosomatidae. The record is from the annotation of a GenBank genome assembly.